Dendroctonus ponderosae (mountain pine beetle) is the source of this 607-nucleotide messenger RNA. RefSeq lists its product as uncharacterized. Bases 133 to 486 code for a protein of 117 amino acids. Lineage: Eukaryota; Metazoa; Arthropoda; Insecta; Coleoptera; Curculionidae. The record is from RefSeq and is a predicted model, not a curated record. The transcript is spliced from 3 exons.
ACUGCCUUGCUAAGCACUUUUCGUGCAUGUAAGCGCCUAAAUACAACCGAAUGCUUUCAAUGUACGACAACAACCCAAGUGGAUUUGCUAAAGUGAUUGCAAAAGCGGUUAAAAACUUGUAAAAAACGCACCAUGUUUUUCGAUUGCUGCCUGUAUGGGGCCUUGAUCACACUACUGAUUUUCAGAGUGGCCAGCAAAGUUUCAGAAGCCGAUUCUUUUGACGAGUCCUUUGAAGAAAGCCCGAUCUUGAGCCCGGAAUUAAAACGAGCACUUAAACCGACCGAAGACGCUCUUUUCAGCUUCAUAAAUCGGCUGGUUAACACGGGCUAUUCGUCCUCAAAAAUCGCUUUGAAUCGGGUGGAAAAGGCCAGCAAAAGGCGCAAAGAGUUCGGCGAACGGCUGGAACAGUUCCUGGUGGAACUGUCCAUGUACCAAAGCGGAGGCAGUGAAGAAGAGGAGGAAAUAACUGAAAAACUGUGCAGAUGAAGAUCCAAACUUCGGCUUGCAUGGCCAUUGUUGCUGUGACGGUUUUAAUCAAUGUCGCUCUGUUCCUCACUGUAUUUCAGCUUUUUAAUGUUGCCCUGUACUUAAUAAACAUUUAUGAGUA